AGCGCUUGCAGCUUCAACAAGAGUUUUCGCAGACUUCAACGCAGUCGAUGGCAACGCGAGCGCUCGAGACGAUUGCGCGCUGGGGUGACGCCAGCGAGGGCCCCACGAUGGCCGUCAGCGACGCCCCGUUUGAGUGCAACCCGGCGCUCAAUGCCAAGGUCGCGCUCUUGCGCCACGAGCUCUGGACGCUCGACGUUGACGCGAUUGUCAACCCGACCAACGAGUCGCUCACGGACGCGUCCGGCAUCUGCGGCAGCAUCCUUGAUGCAGCCGGCGACCAGAUCUAUGUCGAGUGCAAUGCCAGCGAUCCGUGCCGGACCGGCGACGCAGUCAUGACGCGCGGGUGUCAAUUGCCGGCCAAGAAGAUCAUCCACACGGUGGGCCCGCGCUACAACGCCAAGUACAAGGUUGCGGCCGAGAACGCACUGCACGGCUGCUACCGCAAUGCGCUGCGCGUCGCCAAGGAGGAGCGCGUGCGCUCAAUCGCGUUCCCGCCCAUCUACUCCAAGAAGAAGAUGUACCCGCGCGACGACGCGACGCACGUUGCGCUGCGGACAGUGCGCCGCUUCUUGGAGCACUACGCCGACGACUUUGAUUUGAUUGUCUUUUGCGUCGACGACACGCAUGAUAUGCUACUGUAUGCAACGCUGCUCCCGCUCUACUUUCCUCGGUCCAUCGACGAGCUCGAGGCGUCGCGCGCGCAGUUUGCUGCCCACCGCGAGUGGACGCUCGGCGACGCAUUUGGCGAGCCGAUCAUUGAGGAGCGCAAGAUCCGCAUUGCGCCGACCGUCUGCCCUGACAACCAGCUCGAGACGAACCAGUCCCCCGGUACGAAUGAGUUUUGCGCCAUGACCGACAAUCCGGACGACAACCGCAUGGAACUGGUCCGGAGCAUCCGCGCCAAGACGAGUGCGGCCUCGGAGAAGCAGCGCCUGUCGUAUCAAACGGCCGUCGAGCAGGCGAGACAUGAGGAUUUCAGCGACAUGGCCGAGCUCCAGCUCAUCUACAAGGCGGGCGUCGACCACGCGGGUGUCCCCGUCGUGCUUGUCGUCGGGCGAAACUUGCCCGCCCGCCACAUUGACCUCGACCGCGUCCUUUUGUACGUGGUCCACGUCAUGGACGGCCUCACCGACCGCGUUUACAACGUGGUGUACCUCCAUGGCGGCGUCGACGAAGACAACCAGCCCAACACGUCGUGGCUCAAGACGCUCUUCAAGACCUUUUCGUCCAAGUACCGCGACAACCUCAAGACGUUCUACGUUGUCGAGCCCACCUUGUGGCUCAAGCUCGUCCUGUGGGUCGGCAAAUCCUUCUCGAGUCGCACGUUUGGCGCCAAAGUCGCGUUCCUCGAUGCGCCGACCGACUUGCACCGCGUCGCACCGUCGCUCAAGCUGCCAGCCGGCUCGGCCACAUGCAACCAGCACGUAGUAGCGAGCAACCAAGACGACCACGAAGCGUAG
Saprolegnia diclina VS20 is the source of this 1460-nucleotide messenger RNA. RefSeq lists its product as hypothetical. The record is from RefSeq and is a predicted model, not a curated record. The transcript is spliced from 7 exons. Bases 48 to 1460 code for a protein of 470 amino acids. NCBI's taxonomy places the organism in Eukaryota, Oomycota, Saprolegniomycetes, Saprolegniales, Saprolegniaceae.